UUGCAUCACAGUUUGGCCAUCAUGACUCAAAACAGAUCCAUUAUGGCAAAAGGGAUCCAAACUCUCUAUCUGCUGUUCAUCUCAGGUUUGUACCAUACCUAUCAAGAUGCGAAGAGCCACUGCAAAGAGAUGUACACCGACUUAGCUACAGUUCACAAUGCAACAGAUAUGAAGGAUUUAAUCACAUUGGUUUCAAAUAACAGUUCCAGAGCCUGGAUAGGACUGGAGACUGGCAAUGGUGAUACCAGUGGUCACAUUUUUGUUGCUGGAACCAAAUCAUGGAGGGACGCUCAGAGUCAUUGCAGGGGCUUAUUAUCUGAUCUGGUCAGCAUACACUCAUCAGAAGAGAAUGAGGCAGUACGAAAUGUGUCAGUGUCAAAUUCUGCGUGGAUUGGCCUCUUCAGAGAUCCAUGGAAGUGGUCUGAUGGGAGCACCUCAUCAUUCCGCAACUGGAAACCAGGAAACCUGAUAUUAAUCCAGGAAAACAUGACAUGGUUUGAAGCUAUGAGUUACUGCAGGGAGCAUCAUGUUGACCUUGUCCACAUUACAACUGGAGACAUUCAGAAGAAGGUGGCUGAAAAGGCAAGAAACGCCACAUCAGCCUAUGUCUGGCUAGGCCUACGCUACACCUGUAACUUUGACUUUUGGUUCUGGACCAGUUCAGCCACUGGCUGUUAUCAGAACUGGGCUCCAGGUGAAGGAUCUGAGGUUAAAUACGACUGUGGGGUCACUGGUGCCAUUCAGGCCACUGGGGGGCAGCAAUGGGUCGUCUUGCCUGAGGCAGAAAAACUGAAUUUCAUUUGCCAUGCCUGUGCUGGAUAA
Messenger RNA from Scomber scombrus (Atlantic mackerel), 822 nucleotides. RefSeq names its product C-type lectin domain family 10 member A. The coding region runs from base 22 to 822 and encodes 266 amino acids. NCBI's taxonomy places the organism in Eukaryota, Metazoa, Chordata, Actinopteri, Scombriformes, Scombridae. The record is from RefSeq and is a predicted model, not a curated record. The transcript is spliced from 4 exons.